Molecule: messenger RNA, 2212 nt
Organism: Hermetia illucens (black soldier fly)
Lineage: Eukaryota; Metazoa; Arthropoda; Insecta; Diptera; Stratiomyidae
Product: organic cation transporter protein
Exons: 10
Coding region: 422-2095 (557 amino acids)
Biological process (GO): transmembrane transport
Cellular component (GO): membrane
Molecular function (GO): transmembrane transporter activity
Source: RefSeq, a predicted model, not a curated record
AUACGAAUGUACAGCUAAGAAUGCUAUCUUCAAUCGGUCAAGCGGCUGAACUGAGGUAGUCGAGUAGCCAGAGCGGAUUUAUCUAUCCAGCCGAGCGUUUGGGGCUCCAAAUCUUUUAAAUUGUCCGCUCGAAACGCCGCGAUCCACAUUCGAAAGCGGAUAUUCGGCCAGAGUGUUUCCGACAGAACGACGGUUUCGUCAGUUUUCAAAAUAUCUUAUUCGGUGGCAUUUAGUAAGAAAUUAGUCGCGCAGGCCGUCUAAUGUCUGGUAUUGUAACGCAAGUGUAACGAGCCAAGAAAUUCCUGAUAACGAGGCAAACACAAUACAUUACAUUCCGUGAGUGUUAUUAACGCGUGACCGUUACUAUAAAAAAAGUUUUUAUUACUAGUUUGUGAGGAAGAGUGAAUAUUGAUUUGAUAAAAUGACUAGUGAUACUCCCCCGGCGAACAACAAACCCGUGACCCCAGGAUCUUUGAAGGAAACCGUCACAAAUGAACUGGAACGACUGGAAACUACCAACAAAUGGGUUUGGGCCCUCUUCUUUCUAUGCUUUUCACCAAACAUUCUAAAUGGAUUCCACGUCUCAUCAUAUGUCCUUCUGGCGCACAUAUCAAACGACAUGUGGUGUACAAUUCCGCAACUCAAAGACUCAAACUGGACCACCGAAGAAAUGCGAAACAUCUCAUCCACAGGACUCACAUCAAAAGGAUGUACGGUCCUAGAUUGGGACUACUCGCAGCUAGGCCAUAUGACGUUCACAGAGGCUUGGGAACAUACCCAAACCAAUGGCAGACCGAAGGAGGUAUCUUGCCAGUCCAGCAGUAUAGGUGGUUCCUAUGAGUUUGAAAAUCCGCUUUCGUCAAUCGUUCCAGAGUGGAACUUGGUGUGUGAAAAAGCUGUUUCCAGAACAUCAGCGCAAGUAUCAGUUUCGAUAGGCAAGUUUUUAGGUGCCUCAAUAUUUGGUAUCAUGUCGGAUAAAUUUGGGCGGAAAACCACCUUCGUCCUAGCUUCAGCGGUUUAUAUCAUCAGCAGCAUAAUCACGACCGUAUCUCCAUGGUAUACGCUUUUCUUAGCAGGGAGGUUCGGGUUAGGUGCAUCAGCAUCUGGUAUAUUUUAUCCUGCUUUUGCUCUGCUGAGCGAAAACAUCGGAGUAGGACAUCGGUCAAGGAUGAGUAUAGCCUUCAGUGCUUCCUAUCCAGUGGGCAUGCUCUUUUUGGCGUUGGUCGGUUACUUAAUCGAACCUUGGCGCUAUUUACAAUUGGCGUUGACAAUCCCUGGAUUUCUCCUGAUUCUCAAUUGCUACCUAAUGUUCGAAUCGCCCCGGUGGCUGCUUUCUAAGGAUCGUGUAGCAGACGCAUACAGGGUUGUAUUCAAGAAAAAAGCAAACCUUCAGUUGGAUAACAUACCUAGCGAAAAACAAAAGGAAGCAGAAUCUCAAAAACCUGCAACACUCAGUACAAAACUACUAGGAUCCGUCAAUGAGCUGAAAAAUCUUUAUGGAGAGUCAAAAAUGCGACGAAUGGCGUUCACGUGCUACUUUAUGUGGUGUGUGGUAUCACUUUGCUACUACGUCACAGCUCUAAACGCUAAUAAUCUUGCCGCUAACCGAUUUGUCUAUGUCCUUAUAACGGGCUGCGUAGACUUGCCCUGCUAUCUAUUGCCAAUGAUACUUUUAAGAUUCAUGGGACGCAAAACAGCCGCUUUUACCCUUUUCACGCUAGCUGGAAUAUCACUGCUUAUUGUUUUGGCUAUUCCACAAGAAAAUGUGAGCUUGCUCGUUUUCUUCGCGAUGUUUGGACGAUUUGGAAUUAGCGCUGUUUAUUCAAUAGUCACCUUGCACACUGCUGAACUAUUUCCUACAGAAAUCCGCAAUUCGGCGUUAGGAACAUGCUCCACAAUGGCCCAUAUAGGAUCAAUAACAGCGCCAUACAUUGUUGAUGUUCUGGGACUUCUUGGGUGGUUUAUUCCAACAACAAUAUGUGGGUGCUCUAUACUAGUGGCGGGGCUCCUGAUGCUUACAUUGCCGGAAACUGGUAAAAGGAACCUGGUUGAUCAUGUAAAAGACGAGGUAGAAUGUAAAAACGAUAAACAGUAAUUAUUUGUAUUAUUUGUUGUACAAAGAUUAAUAUUAUUUUACUUUACUUUAAGACACUAGUUGUAAUUUAUGACCAAAAUAUCGAAGGCGACAAUAAAUUAUUUAUAAUUUAAACAA